This is a messenger RNA of Triplophysa rosa, 3253 nucleotides long. RefSeq names its product cilia and flagella associated protein 251 (gene cfap251). Lineage: Eukaryota; Metazoa; Chordata; Actinopteri; Cypriniformes; Nemacheilidae. The record is from RefSeq and is a predicted model, not a curated record. The transcript is spliced from 22 exons. Gene Ontology annotation, cellular component: sperm flagellum. Gene Ontology annotation, molecular function: protein binding.
GAUAGACCUAAACAGUCUGAAAAGCCACAAAAACUGGCGGAAGGAUAUAUGCACAUCCCAGGAAUAACUGGCUGUUGCACUGACACGUGACCGUUUCUUAGCAACCAGAUGCGUGUGAUAACAAGUGGCUACUGGAUAGGCUACUUGUUCUCUAUCAGUCUCUGGCUGGUAACGAGAAAUGUCAACGGCGAACGAGGUGUCUAACGUUACUCGAGCCCCAUCUGAUGUGGCUGAAACAGAAACACACGAUGCCGAAGAACAGGAAAGCACGAUGGAUAAUCAAAUGAAGAAUGAAUUGUUAGAUGACAAUAAAGAAAGAAAACGGGAGGAUAAAAAGGAAGGAACCGAAAGAUCUGAACUAUCCAGUCAAGAGGGAACUGUGGACUCUCAAGUUUACACAGCAACAUCAUUGCCUGUCAUUCCUCAUGAGACCAGAACCAAAACGUACCCAUUGAUCCUUGAUCGGGCCUAUGGGAUCAACCAAACUUUACCUGUCUUUAGCCUGCAAGAUGAAGACAGGCUUGUCAUCCUCUAUGCUUGCGCUCAUGUUGCUGUCAUGUGUGAUCACACGUCCAACAGUCAGCAUCUGUUACAAGGCCAUUGCAGUCCAAUCACCUGCUUGUGUACUAGUCAGGAUAGACGCUGGCUUGUGACAGCUGACAUGGGCCAAGAGAGUCUUGUUAUCAUAUGGGAUUCUUACACAGGAAUUCCUGUGCGGACAAUGUUUGAUUGUCAUCCCGAGGGUGGAGUUUCUGCCUUGGCAUUAUCAAAGGAUUCAAAAUAUCUGGCAACUGUAGCUGGAACAGCACAGCGGGUGAGUAUUUGGGAUUGGACAGAUGAAAGCGACAGCCCAAAAUGUCGAGCUGACAUCAGCCCAAAAUAUGGUUUUCAGAAUCAGAUACUUUUCCAUCCCUCUGACAGCACACAGUUGCUCAGCAACAGUGAAAGUCAAGUUCUCUUCUACAACUGGGAAAGGGAGUGUUUGGAAUACUCAGCUCCUGACAUUUCUAACAAGACAUUUAAAGUGGUGUUAGGCUCCCUGAGCCAGUCCAUGUUCCACUGCGAUGGUGUGCGGGCUUUAACAGCCACCUCGAAAGGGAAUAUAGUUAUUUGGGACAAGCAAAGUGAAUCAGUCUCACGUCAACCCCUGGUGUGGAAAGCCACCAAAGUCAUUCCUCUCCAGAAUGCAGGAAUCACUGUGUUAACCCUGAUCGACAGUUUCCUGGUCACAGGCGAUGUGAAUGGACACAUCAAAUUCUAUGAUGAAAAACUCAAGCUCAUCAGUUUGUACAGUCAAUAUAGUUUGGAUCCUAUCAGGUCCAUCUCCUUUUCCAAAGAAAAACCCUCCACUGAUGGUCCAGGAUAUAAGGAAGACGGCACAAUGAAUGCCAAACAAUUUAUUAUAAGAAAUUUCGUGGUAUCUACAACCCAAGCAACUUUAGUACACGUGAACGCACAGAAAAAUGUACAACAGACUCUUCUGAAGGAACAUGCAGAACCUCUGGAAGCAGUUGCUUGUCACCCCAAACAACCACUAGUAGCUAUGGGCAGCCACAGCGGCAUUAUUAAGGUUUGGGAUUAUGAGCGUAAAGAGGCAGUCUGCAGCCGAGUCUUCCAGGCCCACAAGAAGAUCCAGUGUAUUACCUAUGAUCCACAAGGUUUUUACUUGGCGGUGGGCUUUGCUAGUGGUGCUUUGCAAAUUCUUGAUGCCUAUACCCUUCAGAGUGAAGAAGACCAGUGUUUGCAGCACAGUCAGGAUGCAAUAACACAUCUCACUUUCUCCCAAGACUCACUCUACCUGGCAGCUGCGGACACUGGAAAGGCUGUGACAUUGCUGCGCCGGUGUAAAGAAGGUAUGCAAGAGAUUUGGAUGUACCAGGGCAGACACCACUCCCAUUACAAACCCAUUCAAGACCUGCUGUUCGGAGUGGAUUUAGAUAGCAAUCAAUCUCGUCUCCUCUCCCUGGGCAUGGAUCGCAAGCUGGUGGAGUAUGAUCUUCUGAACAGUGGCGAAAAUGAGCUGAUGAUUUUGAGUUCUGAUCGGAUCGAUCAGAGUGCUGUGCCCACUUGCAUGGUGUGGUAUCCUCCUCUGACACCUGAGCACUUCCUCCUUACAGCUUCCAACAUGUAUAAGAUGAAGCUCUUUAAUGCCACCUCGAAAAUGUGCAGGAAAACAGUCCUUGGGCCCUCGAAUGGUUCUCCAGUAAAAAAGAUGGCCAUCCUACCAGCAUCUAAGGAAGGAGACCCUAAUUCUCGUUACAUGGCAUAUAUUACACAAGAUGAGAUUGGCAUUCAGAUUCUGCCUCUGGAUGGAAACCCCCACAAGUCCUUCGCAACUAUCUGUCACUCAACAGGCGUCUCUGCUCUGGCCUGCUCUUAUGAUGGUAGAUAAGCUUUCACUGCAGGAGGACCAGACUGCACUGUUUUCUCAUGGGAGCUGAGUUUAUCAUCACUAGAGGCAUUGGCUGCUCUAGGAGGUAAAGACAUGCUGCCCUACUACAGUCUUCUGGAGGGAGGGAGAGAGGGACAGCUCUUCAAGGAAAUGGAGGAAUAUUUUUACUACUGUCAAUUACAAAAUCAGGACUUCAACACCAUGGAAACACAGCUCGUGUCCACACGCAUCCCUCUAUCUGACAUGCCCUUCCUAAUGAGAGCGCUUAACUUCUAUCCCACAGAGCAGGAGCUGGAAGACAUGCAGAACGAGGUGAAGUUUAGCCGCUAUGCUGAGACCAGAAAGUAUGUGACGGACAUUGACCUGGAAGACUUUAUUAAGCUCUAUGUCAACCACCGGCCUGCCUCUGGCAUUUCUAGACAGGAGCUGCACAAUGCCUUCCAGAUGCUUGGAAGGCCAGAUGGAAGGGGCAGAUAUACUAUUGCCAGAGAUGAACUGCUGGAGUUACUACAGACUAGAGGUGAACAUAUGACAGAGGAUGAGUUGGCUGAAUGCUUUACUACUCUUCUAGGUUUUAGUUCAGAAAGCUGCACAGAUUCAGAAUCUCUGUUGGACAGUGUGCUACCCACUGAAAUUAGCAUGGAGACAUUUGCCACAGACAUCCUGGGGUUUUCAACGGCCACCCUGGAGCUUCCUCAAGAGGACACUUAAUCUAAAAUGUAAAAUCUAGUUUUAGUGACAUAACUGUUGUUUAUAGCUUGUGUAGUGUGGCGAUAUGACAUUUUAUGUGAUUACUGGUCUGUUGUUUCAGUAUAACGUUAUUUGUUUUAGUAAUCCUCAGUUACGAGGACAUAAAGUCAA